AUGUCGUCCAGUCGAAGAUCCGUCGACCAGAAGAGCGUCUCAUCGGAAGAUGCGAAGAUCGCCUCCAACCCGACUUCAACAGUAUUCGGCUACGCAGACUUUGUUUUUUCGUCGAACAAACGUUCUACCGGGGCAGAACUCUUCGCGAGCCUUGUCUGGCGCACAAGGCAUGACCUUACUGAAGCAUCGCGACUUUAUCUGUCCCCGACGGUCAGCAAUUUUUUGGAAUCAUGGCCUGAUAGAAAGGCUUGGAUCGAUAAGGUUCUUUCCAAUACUCGCGUGGCACUGAUUGAUAUUGGAACCUGCAUCGAGUCUGUCCGCAGCAACCGGGACGAUGACGGGAUAUCGAGGAUGAAGCGCAAGUUUGAUUAUACGCUGAGCCACCAGAAGCGCAUUGCUCAUAGACAACAAACAUUGGCCAACACACAUCAGGUCUUACUGGGAGCGAUCCAGGUCAUGCAAACCGUGGAGCAAUGCGCUGGCUUGGGAGGAUCUGUACCGGACCCCAUCUUCGAAGCCCCUGUUCGUCCCUGGCUUCGAUCUGACAGCGAGAUCGUUCGUGCGCCUUACUCACGGCGGAAAAGUUCUAGGAAUCUUUCUGCUUUGAGUGUUGCAUCUUCAGAGUUGAGUGACAAGUACGAAAUGGGGCGUACUGAAGUCUUGCCAGCUGAGCUACACGGGAGUAUGCCAGGCGAUCUUAUGAAUACGAGCGUUCUAGAUGUCCCUAGACAUACAAGGACUCAAAGAUCGCAAUCGAUUAUCGAACGGACUCAAUCUAUCGCAUCCACAACAGCAUCAAUCAGAAUACCAGUGUUAGCGAAGCGUUACCGUCCACGACCUGUAGAUAUACAGAAGCUGCAUCUAACACAUCAUUCAUUUCCAUCGAAUAUGCCUCCGUACCAAAGUCAGCCGUCACUCGAAGACGAUCUAAGGGACUGGAUGAUUCAGACUGCGGCAAGCGAUCAUCCCCCUGAGAUGGAGCUCAUCCGCUCACCUACAAUAUCAUCGACUACAGGAUCAAUAGCUUCACGACAUGAGAUGAUGCAGGUCCUAGCUAGCAUUUCGAACAUUGAAGAAGUCGACCCAGGAUUGGCAUCGAGCGAUUCAGUUACGCAGGGCUAUUCCAUUGUCGAAGAUGAUGCUAUUAAUUGCCCGCUCCCACCAUCGGCGCCCAACAGUCCGCCUAUGGCAUCAGAAAGUACGAAUACUCCAGACGACACUACGCUGAUAUCUAGUUUCCCACUGCCACCAUUAAAAUCCGGCAGUCUUCCUGUCGCUUCUGGACCCAUUCCCUCACAACAGGAUACUACCUCUGCCGUAACUUCCUUGCCACCACCGCCACAAGCGGACCUUGUUACAGUCGCUUCUGAAGCCGCCCAGACACAGGAAGGUGGACAACCAAACAUGCACCCACGUGAAGACACCACGUUAGCCACAAGCCUACCGCUGCCACUGUCACAACCCGACAGCACACUUUUGCCUUCUGAGGUGCCGUUUCAGCCCCAAUGUAGUACGAUAGUGCCUCAGUACGGCUCAGUGCUGAAACGAAAACCUCUUCCCCCAACCACGGCAGACAACAAACUGAGCCAGUGCUCACCAGCACCCUCGCCAAGACCACUCCACCUUGAGCAGCUUACCGAAGACAGUACGACUCCCAUGUCGCCUCCAGAUAUACAGAGCACCAUCCGAACGUCCGAGCCACCAAGAUAACCCAG
Molecule: messenger RNA, 1715 nt
Organism: Didymella exigua CBS 183.55
Lineage: Eukaryota; Fungi; Ascomycota; Dothideomycetes; Pleosporales; Didymellaceae
Exons: 3
Coding region: 1-1710 (569 amino acids)
Source: RefSeq, a predicted model, not a curated record